GUCGUAUUAACUUCUCCGUCGAGAUUACUUCUCUGUCGCCGUCGCCGCCGAGAUCAAUAGAUCGAUUACCCAGAGAGUAGAGAGAGAUGGCUAUGUCUCAGGUGGUGAACACAUACCCUCUUUCGAAUUACAGCUUCGGAACUAAAGAACCGAAGCUGGAGAAGGACACCUCCGUCGCCGACCGACUCGCUCGUAUGAAAGUCAACUAUAUGAAAGAGGGCAUGAGGACUAGCGUUGAAGGGAUUCUUCUGGUGCAAGAACACAACCAUCCUCAUAUACUUCUCCUGCAAAUCGGUAACACAUUCUGCAAACUUCCAGGUGGACGCCUGAAGCCUGGAGAAAAUGAAGUCGAAGGUCUGAAGAGAAAGUUGACCAGUAAGCUUGGAGGCAAUUCGGCUGGUAUUGUACCCGACUGGAAGGUAGGAGAAUGUGUUGCGACAUGGUGGCGUCCAAACUUUGAAACCAUGAUGUACCCGUAUUGCCCUCCUCACAUCACGAAACCAAAGGAAUGCAAGAGACUCUACAUUGUUCACUUGUCUGAGAAAGAGUACUUUGCAGUGCCCAAAAACUUGAAACUCUUGGCCGUCCCUUUGUUUGAACUCUAUGACAAUGUUCAGAGAUAUGGACCGGUUAUAUCGACCAUUCCUCAACAGCUAUCCAGAUUCCAUUUCAACAUGAUUAGUUCGUGAUUCUACUCGGUGUUCAAGAAGAAGAAACCUGUCAGAUUAGGCACCCACGAUAGAGAGAUGUAGCUACCAGUUUUAGUGAUCCGAGUUCUGGAUGAUGCAUGUUGGUUUCUUUACAUUAUAGACUUGUUGGCAUUAUGAAGAACAGGUUCGUUCAUGUAGCAGCACAAGAAGAUUAUUCAUCUAAUUUCUUAAAGCAUUCGUCAUUAUUUGACUAA
Messenger RNA from Brassica oleracea var. oleracea, 904 nucleotides. RefSeq names its product pre-mRNA cleavage factor Im 25 kDa subunit 2. The record is from RefSeq and is a predicted model, not a curated record. Gene Ontology annotation, molecular function: mRNA binding. Gene Ontology annotation, cellular component: mRNA cleavage factor complex. Bases 87 to 689 code for a protein of 200 amino acids. Lineage: Eukaryota; Viridiplantae; Streptophyta; Magnoliopsida; Brassicales; Brassicaceae. The transcript is spliced from 7 exons.